This is a messenger RNA of Strongylus vulgaris, 264 nucleotides long. The record is from the annotation of a GenBank genome assembly. Lineage: Eukaryota; Metazoa; Nematoda; Chromadorea; Rhabditida; Strongylidae.
AUGCCUUUAUGUACCGCUCAAGGUGCAUUCGAAAAAAUUCAGUGUGAACCCGAUGGUCGUCAAUGCUUCUGCGUAGACGCGCGAGGAAUAGAAAUUCCGAAUAGCCGAACUCGCAAUGGCCAAAAGCCGGACUGCGACAGCAUACUAACCGCCAGUACACCUAGAACUAAAGAGUGUGUUGGAACUGCGGUGCGAGGUCCAUGCUCAGCUACCGUAACUCGAUGGUACUAUGAUGAGCGUGAAGCGAAGUGUAGGGUCAGUUGA